AUGGCCACCGGAAACUCGGGUAAAAUUACCGAUUGGGUGAAUCCCAAUGACAAGUCUGGCGAGUUCAAGCGCCAGCAAUCCGUCUUCCGCAGCUUUAUCUCGCGUGAAACUGGCGCGCAAUUCCCGCCAGAGAAGGGCCGUUACCAUCUCUAUGUUUCCUAUGCUUGUCCUUGGGCUCACCGGACCUUGAUUACUCGUAAGCUGAAGGGCCUGGAAGAUAUCAUUUCCUUUUCGUCGGUACACUGGCACCUCGGUGAGAAAGGAUGGCGCUUCGCUACGGCGGACGAGGAUAUCCCGGGUGAAAAUACCAUCCCUGAUCCAUUGCACCCAGAAUUUACCCAUAUCCGCGAGGUCUACUUCUCCAACGACCCAGAUUACACAGGACGGUUCACCGUUCCCGUUCUUUUCGACAAGAAGACCAAGCAAAUCGUCAGCAAUGAGAGCGCCGAAAUCAUCCGAAUGCUCUACUAUGAAUUUGACGACCUCCUCCCAGAGACCUACAAAAACCUCAACCUCUACCCAACCGCGCUCCGUGAAAAAAUCGAUAGUAGCAACGAAUGGAUCUACAAUGACGUAAACAACGGCGUCUACAAAUCCGGUUUCGCAACCACCCAGGAAGCCUACGAGAAAGCCGUGACUACGCUCUUCAAUUCCCUGGACAAGAUCGAAUCCCACCUCACAACGCAGGCAUCUGUCUCGCCGUACUUCUUCGGUCACUCCGUUACCGAAGCUGAUAUUCGGCUUUUCACUACUAUUAUCCGGUUUGAUCCUGUGUAUGUGCAGCACUUCAAGUGCAAUAUUCGGGAUAUUCGUUCUGGAUACCCGGCUAUUCAUCGUUGGGUUAGAGGUUUGUAUUGGGAUCUGCCGGCUUUCAAGGAAACGACGAAUUUCGAACAUAUUAAGAAGCAUUAUACCAAGAGUCAUAAGCAGAUUAAUCCGUUUGCCAUCACGCCUGUUGGGCCGGUGCCGGAUGUGCUGCCUAAAGAUGAGGAGGUUAAUGCUGUGAAGGGGGCUUAG
Messenger RNA from Penicillium longicatenatum, 1017 nucleotides. RefSeq names its product glutathione S-transferase family protein. The record is from RefSeq and is a predicted model, not a curated record. The transcript is spliced from 5 exons. Lineage: Eukaryota; Fungi; Ascomycota; Eurotiomycetes; Eurotiales; Aspergillaceae. Gene Ontology annotation, molecular function: glutathione transferase activity. Bases 1 to 1017 code for a protein of 338 amino acids. Gene Ontology annotation, cellular component: cytoplasm.